UGCAGAAAGUUGGUGACUUCUGUGCACUGUGCGCUUCAGCAUGCGCUGACCCCUCUCUGUCAUUUUACAUGGCCUACCACUUCGUGGCUGAGUUGCUGUUGUUCUCAGUUGCUUCUAAGUAGAAGUGUUAUAAUACCACUAACAGUUGACUAUGGAAUAUUUUGUAGCAAGGAAAUUUCACAAAUUGACUUAUUGCACAGGUGGCAACCUAUCACAGUACCACGCUUGCAUUCGCUGAGCUCCUGGGAGAUACCCAUUUUUUCACAAAUGUUUGUAGAAGCAGUCUGCAUGCCUAGGUGCUUGAUUUUAUACACCUGUGGCCAUGUAGGUGAUUGGAACACCUGAAUCCAAUGAUUUGGAGUAGCGUCCCAAUACUUUUGGCAACAUAGUGUGUGUGUGU
Messenger RNA from Staurois parvus, 400 nucleotides. The record is from the annotation of a GenBank genome assembly. Lineage: Eukaryota; Metazoa; Chordata; Amphibia; Anura; Ranidae.